GCCCAGUUCACAGCACAGCCAGCGUUGGCAUUGACCCCGCCCGAAACGCACGAGAUGGGCGCCGACGCGGCAGCUCCCAAGCUCGUGAUUCGCUGAAGACGGCCCAAGACGCCGGCAUUGUCUCACGCCAUUCACAUGCAGACGCUGCAGAGGUUAGGGUUAAGGGGGCGUUCUUCGCGGCCAGGCCAGGUGGGCAUAACCCAGGAGGAUUCAAAUGGCGCCCGUCGCCAGUGGCCAUUGGCUGCUGUCUAUCGCCUUGCAGAAGCGCAUCGGGUCCAGCGCGUCUUGGCCUCCUAGUGACAGCCUCGACAGCCUCGCCUCGCCGCAUCUCAUCCAGGCCGGAAAUCUCUCAACAAUGAAUAAUGAAUGCCCUUAAUACUCUUUGAGGUGGAUUGCCUUUGCCGACUCGGAAGUGCUCAUCCCCCUCGACCAAAUUUCCGGAAUGGCGUCAAGAUCCCAGAUAUUGUCGCUCGGCUCGGGGACGAGCCGAGACGACCUCGCCGACACGCUGGAGAAAAUUGUCAUAUCGACCGGCCGCAACUCGGGUGGCAGAGAUAGCUUGAUGUUAGCCGACGAGCUCGAGUGGGACCAUGACCCCAACGAACCGGCCGAGGAAGCCUCGUGGCCUGCGCCGGGCAGUAACCUCGUCCGCGACCUGGCAGAGGAGGUCAAGAUUCACUACGCCUGCCGUAUUUGCGAACAGAGAGGAAGCCCCAGCCAGUUUGUCUUUUGUCGCGGCUGCGGGCCGGCGAGACGCUCAAAAUGGCCUGCCCAUCGCAGUUGUCUUUCCCGGAAUCGUGACCAUUGCCCCGACGCUGACGAUGGCUACGACGAUGAUCCGGAUUUCCCCCGCUGCGAGGAGAUAGACUACAAGACGGUCGUCUACACAACCUGGCUACUGGACUCGAGCCGCGUGAAGCGCGAAGAGGUCACUUCGACCCACCUCGACGACCUGUGGUCUACCUGGUUCGGAGUUCCUCGCAACCAGCCUGGCCCCUAUCCCCAACUCUACAUUUACCCUAGGCUCGAGGCCCUGCUGUCAGAGACGACUACCAAGCCUACGCGCCAGUACCCAAGAGUCAUAUCCUUCGUUGGAGAUACGGGCUCGGGCAAAAGCACCCUGAUUCGCGCCAUGAUCCGCAUGGCGGCUCCCCGCCGAAGGUUCGACUUUCGCGUCCCUGUUCCAGGCGUGGUCGAUGAUGAGUUUGAUUCCACCAGCUCCGACGUUCAUGUCUUUGCAGACCCCGUGACCAUCUCGACAGAGGAUCCGCUGUUCUUUGUUGAUAGCGAGGGAUUUUCGGGCUCGGACAAUCCCGUCUCGCGCAGAGUCCAUUCUGACGCCAGCAAGGACUUCCUCAAUAAAAUCGGCCUCGGCGGUGUUCAUGGCCAAACGGCAUACGAGCAGUAUUGGGAACAUAGCGAGACGGCUAUGAACGAAAUUGACCUGCAGUGGGGAGAAAUCGACUUCGCCACUUACUACCCUGACAAACGCGGCCAUGUUACCCCUGAUACCCGGAAUAAGGUGGUGAAACACGUCUAUCCAAGACUUCUCUAUGCUUUCUCAGAUGUCAUCUGCUUUGUAACAAACAACACCAGGGCCGCCCACGAUAUCCUCGAAACGCUGUUCGCAUGGGCCAAGGACGGCCAUGAAAAGACCCUCAACCAGCGUGUGAGGCCCGGGCUGAUCAUCAUACUCAACAAGAUGCCGCCGCAGCAGCGCGUUGGCGACGAGCGGAGCGCAACCGAGAGACUCCUUCGCAGCUUUGAAGGGUCAAGUCGGUUUACCGAGCUUCGUCGAAAGUGGCAUCACCGGGGCAAGACGAUAAACAACGCAGAGGAGCUCGUUCUCUGCUAUUACGACUUCUUCCGCGUCAUCUCGAUUCCCACAUUCAACCGGGAUCCGACGACAACCAACCAGAUAUCCGUCCAGAUCAAGGGGCUGUACAACGAGAUCCGACUUCUCUCGGACGGCAUCCGCAACAAACGGCGAUCGUUUAACAUGGACCUCGACUUACCGAGUCUCAAUGCUUAUGUCGCCAAGUCAGCCACCAUUUUAGGUCGCGACUACCGGGACUCGCUGGACCUGCACCAAGUGGUAGGUCGAGAUGAUGGCCUACCGACCUCGUUUGGAGAGCACAUGACGGGAGUCUUGUGGAAUAUGGCCAAGUCCAGGAGCCUCGAUGACACGGAGAUGGUCGGUGGCGAGGCCGAGCUCUUGGCGGAUAUAGUUCCGUACCUGGCCGCUUGCAUCGUUGCCCAAGUCCGGUCGGCCGAGCCGCAGCACGCCCAAAGAAGAAAAGAGGAGCUCGAAGACGAGACACGACGCGGCCUUCAGUGGUUCCGAAAUAGGUACUGGCGUUGCGAAGCCAAGGACAGCUUCGGCCGCAGAUGUACAAAUUACUUGGAAAGUCAUGAAAAGGGCCACCAGUUCAUCCACAAGGCCCGGUCCCGAGAGAGCUACUCUAGCGGCAAUUCUUACGAUGACUGGGACGACGAUGACUCGCUGGAAAUUGGCCGAUACCGCGACUCGUACGACGCCGACAUCUUUUUUGAGCAGCUGUGGUCCGAGAUGUCGCGCCUCAAGAACCAAGAAGACAUCCACGGCCGUCUAGCAUCGGCUGCCAGAGACUGCGGCGUUUCUAAGAUCAGCGGCCAGAGGACCUGCCUGUCCUGCCUGUCAAAGUGUCCCACAAACAUGCUGCCCUGCUAUCCGCUGCAGCAUGGCAUCUGUGAAAACUGCAUCGAAAGGUCCAGCCAGUUGGAACCGGGGGACUCGAUAGCUCACAUCAGAGCUUGCCCGCUGGGCUGUCGCUUCACAGUAUCGCCCUGGACUAUUCGAAUAAAACCAAGAUUUGCCGGCGCGCGCAUUCUAAGUCUUGACGGUGGAGGGAUUCGCGGCAUCGUCGAGCUCGUUAUUCUGUCCGAAAUUCAAAAAACAGUUGGCCUGGGCAUACCUAUCCAGGACCUCUUCGAUCUGGUAAUAGGCACAAGCACAGGUGGCAUUAUCGCUCUAGGCGUCUUUGAGAAGCAUUGGACUCUUGAUCACGCAAAGAACCUCUUCAGGGCCCUGGCAAAAGACUCAUUCACCCUGAGACCCAGGCUCUCUGUUCCGGUGCUAUCUGGGAUGAUAGAGCCUUUUCUGGACCAUCGCUAUACCAACUCCGGCAUUGAGGGCACUCUGCGGGAAAACUUGGGGGAUGAUUUUCUGUUCGGCCAAUCCAAGAGGGCUUCUCCUCGCAGCACCUCUACUACUACAAUCCCGCCUGGAGACGCGACCAAGGUCGGGGUCAUAACCUGUGUUCAAGGCCGGAAUCAGACUUGCUUACUUGCCAACUACUCGCGAGACCCUCGGAGGCAGAUCAACAAGGAGGGGAGGAAGACCUUCGACUAUCUUCACCGAGAAGACAAGCAAGGGGACGACUUUCAAAUAUGGCAGGCCGCCCGAGCCACAUCUGCGGCACCGAUGCUAUUUAGACCUUACCGCCAUAUUGCCACGGACAAGUCUUAUAUCGACGGCGGAGUGGUGCGAAAUAAUCCCGUCACCCUGGCUAGUAACGAGGCGAAACGAAUAUGGAACUCGACCAAGCCCCCCGAUAUUAUCGUCUCCGUCGGGACGGGCAUCCAAGUCGACGCAGACGGGCAAGUGGUCGAGGUAGCUGACGAGCACGUGGCGCAUUUGAAAAGGCUGCUUCCGCGGGGUCUGCGCCGCAAGGUUGAGCUUGGUCUUGACAUGAUCAGAGCUACCCUCGACUGCCAUCUCGAGUGGUCCAACUUCAAGAGUACCCUCAACGGCACCCUCAACCGAAAUAGCCACCGCCUCGACGUCGGACUCAUGCGCAAGCCGCCUAAUCUGGACGACGUCGGCGGGUUGGUAAUCCUACAACACGAGAGCGAGACGUACCUCUCCCCCAGCUCCAAGGGUGUAAAGUAUUUGGAUCAGCAAUAUCCUCGUGCCAACAAGCAUAUCCUGGCAGUUGCCCGCCGACUGCUUGCCUGCCUGUUCUUCAUCUCGGGCCGUCUUCCUAAGGACAUGAGCCCGGGCCGGUACAAGAAGAUGCUACACUGCCGGCUCAACCCACAGUCUGAGGGCGCGAGGGCGCUGCUCGCUCUCGAGCCCAAGUUUCGCCUCCGCGAGACGAGCGCCAACACGCGCGACAUCGUCAAGCCUGUCCGCCACGUGACCGCCGCCGGAUUCGAUCGCCAGAAACUCUCGAGUCAGGUCAUGUUUGACGUAUCCGAGGGGCAGUACGAGCGGCUGAUCGAGGUCCAGUUCCCGAGCCGCGGGCCAGACUGGGAGCUGUGGGAGCCUAUCGGAGGUUUCUGAUACUCGAUAAUGCGUGUACCUGAGAAUUGCAGGCGGGAAAGAAGGAAUGUAGUAUUUGGGACUGUUUAUUUGACUGCUGUCUACGAUACGGCCGUACAUGAAUUACGUUGAAUGACUGGGCGCCGGGCGGAGUCUUUGGUUCUUUGGACAAGGCAAACAACAAAACAGCACCAGCGUGUGGCCGAUGAGCGACGACGAGGGUACGAUUGUCGGGCACCGCACCAACGACGAGCUAAGGGAGGCGAAGGAGCGUGGCAGCCGUGAUAAUACUAAUAUGGUAUGAGUAUCUGGAAUAUCGCGGCCGGGGCAGACACUGGUCGACAGGAACCAAAAGAGAAACUCGCCAGGUGCUCAUGGCAACUUGUAUUUUUAAUUUUCUAGCCGAAUAUCAGAUAAUUGAUUAAU
Messenger RNA from Lasiosphaeria miniovina, 4729 nucleotides. RefSeq lists its product as uncharacterized. The coding region runs from base 443 to 4324 and encodes 1293 amino acids. The record is from RefSeq and is a predicted model, not a curated record. Gene Ontology annotation, biological process: arachidonate metabolic process. Gene Ontology annotation, cellular component: membrane. Lineage: Eukaryota; Fungi; Ascomycota; Sordariomycetes; Sordariales; Lasiosphaeriaceae. The transcript has 9 exons.